Molecule: messenger RNA, 1221 nt
Organism: Aspergillus brunneoviolaceus CBS 621.78
Lineage: Eukaryota; Fungi; Ascomycota; Eurotiomycetes; Eurotiales; Aspergillaceae
Exons: 3
Coding region: 1-1221 (406 amino acids)
Source: RefSeq, a predicted model, not a curated record
AUGGUGUCUUAUGAUUCGGCCGUCCUGAAGCUUCCGUCAAUAGAGAGUGUACAUGAAGUACAAGGAAAUCAUUCUUCUAUGGUUUUUGGCGAUCGAUAUGAUUCAAAAUCAGGGUCAGAUGUGUUCGCAAGCAAUUCCAAACUCACAAGCUCUACCAACAUGCUUCCACCUCCUACAGAUAUACCACAGUCGAAAGAGCCUUUCAGCUAUUUGCCCUCUCACAUGAACUCUCUCGAUCUGGCGCCGGGUGGAGCUCCUCGAACAUUCGAAAGACCCCAGUCCUCCCAAGAGCUAUCUUGUUCGUUAAUAUCACUAAACUUGGCACCAGAUCAAUCUCCUGUUUUGGCGCCAAAUGAAGCUCAAAUGCAAUUUCAAGAACUGCGUCCGAUGGGGCCUUUUAGCCCUGUGUUCAACCGGGGCAACUUCCCUUAUAUGACAGCAUCUUUGAAUCAACCUAGCACUCACAGAGAGCAGAUUGGAGAGAGGGCAUCUUUACCACACACCAUCGUGUGCCCAUUAAGUUUCACUUCGGUCAUACCGAUGCCUGUAAAUCCGACGUGUGAUUUUUGCGGGCAGUCAAUCGCUGAUGCCAAGUGGAUCCACUGUCUGGUCUGUUUGGAUAUUUGUCUACACAUGCACUGCCAUCAGCCAGCAACUGAGAUGAGAGGGCAUGUACACAAAGUCUUUACUGCCCGCGGCCCAAUCCUUACCUCGCAGACCACAGGUCCGUUACCAGAACCAGGGUUCAACCCUUCAUGCAUGACAGGUCAUCUUAUCUCAUCCAAGCGCCAAAUGUAUUGCUUUCUUGUGAAGGAUAUCCCUCGAGCCAAGUACCGUGUCAUGCUUAUGAUAACCAUACGAUUUCUUUUACCUGGCAGAGUUUCGUCAUACGACGCUACAAUACGUGCUUGCAUGGGUGACCCAAAAAACAUUCAAGACUUCGGGGGCUCAUCGCUCCGUUCAUAUGGCCCGGAUAUUCCUGUUAAGAAUCUAUUUCGAGUCGCUUUCCCCUUAAAGAGAAAGCAUCAGGUGCGCCUAGAUGGCGAGCAAAAUCUCGACCACUAUUCAUUUGACAGGGGCUCAGAAGGAAACGAAUUUCUCGUCUCCAAUUCAAACGGUGAUUUGGCGGUGGCUACCGAGCUCAGCGGGUUUUCAGAGGCACAUAUGCAAGAUGGGCCAAGCCAGCCUGCAUUCGAUCUAGCCAUCGACGGACUCAAGUAG